AUGCAAUCAUGUUUGAUCGAUUUAUUAUUGAGUGCAUAUUUAACUGAACGUUCACAAUCAAUCGAUAUAUCACGUUUAAAAUUACCGAGCAUAACACAAUCACAAAGUGCUCUUUUAUCAUUGGAAACUAUUUAUCUUAGUAUUCAACAAUCGUCAUCAUCUAAUCAUAAUAAUGAUCAAACUCAGCAGCAAGAAGAUGAUGAAAACGAUGAAAAAAUUAUUGGUAAAGAAAAUAAUGAAUCAUCUCAAAUAAGUAUAACUGUAUGUGAUGAAGCUAAAAGUUUAAAACGUCAAUUUUCAUGUAAUCGUUCAUUAUUAAUACGUGAAAUGCGUUAUUUUGCUGAUUAUUUAAAAGAUGAACCUGAUCAAGUUGAAGAAGUUGAUAUAAGUGUUCAUUGUGAUUUAGAUAUAUUUCAAUGGUUAAUGUCAUUUGUUAAUCGUCGUUCAUCAUCAAAAGAACCUGAAUUAGAACCACGUGUAGCUGUAUCCAUAUUAAUUUCAUCGGAUUUUCUUAAAAUGGAUAAACUUGUAUUCCAAUCAUUAGAUUAUAUUCAUAUACAUAUGAAUGACAUAUUAGCUACAAAUUGUAAUGUAUCAUGUAUUCCUGAUCCAUUGUUUCGUCAAUUAGCUAAACUUUUUGAGAAUCCAUAUGAAAUUGAAUUAAUACAUGAUAGAAAAAAUAAAAUUCGUGGAAAAUUAUUUGAAUGUAAUCUAGAACAAUUAUUAAAUGAUAAUAAAAUAAUACGUUGUCAAUAUUGUCUUACAAUAAUGACUACUGAACAAAUGGAAGAUUUACCUUGUUUAACAGAUCGAUUAAUUUUAAGACCUAAUGGAAAAUUUUAUUUUCAACAUAAAAUUGAUCCUAAAUUUGAUAUUAAUCUAUGGGUAAAAGAAAUUCAUACACGUGGAGAAAAUUCAUGGAGAAAUACGUUUUGGAUUGUUUGGUUACAUACUCAUGGAGAUCAUUGUGCACGUUGUAAUUCAUAUUUUCGUUUUAUUGAUUUUUCAACAUGUCCUUAUCAUCCACUUUCAUCUAUAACUGAUGGUAAACAUGAUUGUUGUUCACAGUUAAUUAGUACAUUUGAUAUUUUUCAAUCAAAUAUUCGAGAAACUGGUUGUCAAAAACGUGAACAUGUUUGUCAAAUACAGAAUUAUUUAUCAGAAAUCUAUGAAAAUUUAGAUAAAGCUGAACUUGUUAAACAUCAUCCAUCAUUUCGAAUUUCACGUAUUAAUCCAAAUUAUACAAAUGAAAUGAUUAGUAAAGUUGUUGAACAAUCUAUAUAUGGUUCAUCAAAUUCAGAAGUAAAAAAACAAUCAUUACGUGCACAAUGGACGCCUUUAAUUGAUGCCCAACCAUAUGGAUCAGAUAUAAAAUUUGCUUGGGAUGCAACAAAAUCUACUCGUUGGAAUCAAGAUACACAACGAGAAGAUGAACAUCGACGUUUUGAUGAAAUGCUUCGUUAUAUGCAAUUAAUACAACAAAAUAAUAAAACACCUAAUAAUCGUACAUUAAAAGAAAAUACUCCAUCAUCAUUUGUUUCACCAGGUGGAAUUUAUUGUCGAAUUGAAAAUGAAUGGAGAACUCGUCAAAAUAGUUCUCUUAAUAAUAUUAAUACUACUAUUAAUAAAAAUCGACAACGCAUUACAAUUAAAUAA
This is a messenger RNA of Rotaria sp. Silwood1, 1656 nucleotides long. Lineage: Eukaryota; Metazoa; Rotifera; Eurotatoria; Philodinida; Philodinidae. The record is from the annotation of a GenBank genome assembly.